GUUGGCUUCGUAGCCGGACUGUAGUUGUCUGCUACUCCCAUAGAUCAUAGUGUACUGAACAGUAAAGUGCUUGUCAACGAGUUUACUGAACUUUGAAGUGUUUUCAAUGGUUUUUUGAGGAAGUGGGUUCCAGGAGGCUGUAGAUAUCUGAUAACGUCGAUUAGUCAUAGACUAAUCUGACUGUCAACACAUCAGAUACAGGGUUAGAUCAGCUACAACCGACAAUGGAGAUGGAGAUGGAACCUAAGAGAAAAUCCAAGAGGUUUAACCUCUACCUGGCUGUAAUGGCAGCCAACGUUGGAGCCUUCUCGCUGGGCAGUCUGUACAACUGGACGUCCCCAGCCCUGCCCAAGCUGAGUGCAGCAGACUCCUGGCUGCCCAUCACAACCACACAGGCCUCCUGGAUAGGCUCUCUCAUCGGCAUCGGCUCCAUCUUCGGCCCCUUCAUCGGUGGAGUCCUGGUCGACACUGUCGGUCGCAAGGGCUCUAUGAUCUUGGCUGUGCUGGUAGGCCUGGUCGCCUGGGCCAUGUUAUACUUCACUACAGCUGUUUGGCACAUAUACAUCUCUCGUAUAAUAGGAGGUAUCGGUGGAGGCAUCGUGUUCACCUGUGUGCCUCUCUACAUCGCUGAGAUUGCUGAGGAUGAUAUCCGGAGUGCUCUGGGAUCAACCCUGAACUUCUUCUUCGCCUCAGGAUACCUCAUCGAGUACAUCUUCGGCCCAUGGGUCUCCCAUUGGAACCUCAUCCUCAUCUCUUGUGUUGCUCCAAUCCUCUUCUUCAUCAUGUGCCCCUUCAUCCCUGAGUCUCCAUACUACUACAUAUUGAAGGAUGACAUCGAAAACGCCCACAAAUCACUGAAAAAAUUGAGAACAGGUUGGCCGAAAAAGGAUAUUGAAAUGGAACUCGAAGUUAUAAAGGAGUCAGUCCAAGAAGCGAUGAGGGAAAAGGGCACACUGUUGGAGCUUGUGGCCACUCCGACCAAUAGGAAAGCCCUGUUGCUGUCCUGUGGUGCCAUGACAUUUCAACAGAUGAGUGGUAUCAACGUCGUGCUCUUCUACUCCGAGACAAUCUUCAACCUCGCAGGAGACAUCACUGUGGGAAGUUGGGUCAUCAAGUCCAGCAGUUCCACCAUCGUCGUGGCCGUCAUCCUCAUCAUCUUCGCCGGAGUCGCGAUGCCUCUGACCAAAAUGUACGGAAUCAGAAACAUGUUGAUCACUUCUGCUGCUGGAAUGGUUGGCUUCCAGACGAUCACAGGAUUCUGGUUCUUCGUCCAGUACCAAGGUGUCGAUGUGUCCAGUACGUCAUGGAUUCCUCUGUUCAACCUUGUCGGAUACGUAGUUACUUACUCUCUAGGUUAUGGUCCACUGCCAACAGCAGUAAAGGGAGAAGUGUUCCCUCCAAAUGUGAAGGGAAUCUCUUCAGCUGUGACUGUGGGCUACAGUUGGGGUCUUAGCUUUGUUAUCACCAAACUAUUCCCACACAUCAACGAGGUGUGUGGAAUGUUCACGGUAUUCUGGAUCUUCUCAGUGAGUUGUUUCCUCGCAACCCUCUUCUCCAUAUACUUGAUGAUUGACACCAGGAACCUGAGUCUUCAGGAGAUCCAGGACCUCCUCAACGGCAAGAGGAAGAAGAAGACACCUGAGCCUGUCAAGAAGAAAAAGUCCUGGUUCCCCAGAAAACAGGUGUUGGAUAUCAACACGAUUGCGUAGUGAACCUUGGACACUUACGGAACAAAUUAGUUUGGUUUGGAAUUGCAGGUACUAUCUUGUCAAGUUUUUCUCGAUGGAUCUAGUUUUUGUAUCUGAAUUACUUUUAGUGUUAACCAACGGACAGUUUAACAUUGUGGAUGUUUUCACGAUAAAAAUGGAAAAAAAUGGAUAAAUUGAAAUCAAUUCAGUACUGAAGAAAAAUAUUGAACUGAAAAUUGUACUGAGUGGUGAAAUUGAAAUUGUUAACGUUUCUUAUUUAAAGCUUCUUGAUUUUUCAGUCUGCAAUUGUAGGCAUUAAAUUAAUAAGCGCUAAUUAGAGAUAGAAAAAAUAUAAUAUACAAGUUAAAUAAAUACCACUCAUAGUUGUUAUGGAGGUAAAUAUAAGCCGCAGAAUUUGUUUAUUUUAAGACAAUAUUGAACACACAAAUAUUAUUCUUUAACUCAGAUAUUUCAUUCAAUAGUAUUUAACACUAAGUGGCAGAAGAAUGUGUUUUCAACAUUCCUGGUCACAUAUUUUUAUAAAAUAUGAAUUUUUCCCACAAACAAUUUUAAAAAACUACAUGAAUUCAGGUACAUCAGUAUUAUUUUGAAACAUGAAUCAACGAGAAAUAUUAGAAAAACUUAGUUAGAAAAUAAUAUAAGAUGUUUGUUUCAGUAAGGAUACUUAUUGAUUGUGAUUUAUUUCUAUGUGUAGCAUUAAGUAUGGAACACGUCAGUGCUUUAGCACAAGCUCAUUGAAUGUUCUUUAAAUUGUGUGUACCAUUGGUUGGAUAUUUUACUACAAGUUGUAACAGUUUAAACUGCAUGUAAAGUAAUGGAUUUUAUUUGCAAUUUUAAAAUGUUUAAAAAAGUUAAAAACAAUUUUAAAUUGUUUAAAAUUUAGAUAGGUAGUAACAUUGACACACAGUCAAUGGUAGUAAUAAGUUUUGUUGCAAAUAAAAUACAAAAGUGUGAUUAAAGAAAUAAUUUUAAAUGUUUUGAACAAAGUACCAAAAUGAAUCUCAAUGUCAACUGGCACAUAUCAUGUUUACAUAUCUAUUUAGUUAAAUUAAAAUUAUUAACAUAAAACUAAUUUCUCAAUUUUCUUCUUUGUGGAUGUACAGGGUUUUUGAAAAGGAUUCCUAUUCACACGUUUCAAAAUGUGGUAAAUGCCCUAAAAUUCUUUUAAAAAUAUUAACAAAAUAUGACAAUUAAUGUUUUACUAUAUUUUUCAUAAGCCUGUAGAGAAUGCUUUAAGUUUGUAAAGAUUGAAUUGUUGGUGACAUAUUUUAUACGAUCCUAGUUUUACAUAACACAUUUUAUACGUUCUUUAUACAGUAGGACAGAAGGGUAUAUUUUGUAUAUAGUCAACUUUUUUAUUGCAUUAAUCAAAAAGUUCAUUGUGGUCUAGGAUGUUGUUUGUUGUGUUAUUAUAUUUUAGUAACUUAGACCUUUUUAAAUUAUUCUCAUUGCUUGCAUUCUUUUGUUACAUUACUAAGGAGAGAAGCAGGUUUUUAUAUUCUACUAUUUCUUUUUUUCAUUCAAAAAAGUCCAUUUUUAGAGCAUUCUAAAAAUUACAGAGCUUCGACUCUAAAAAAAAAUCCAAAAACCAUCAAUUAUUUUCCACGCUGUAAAAAAACAGUUAUGAAAAGGAAAAUGUUUAAAUUUGAUAUAUUUUACGUAUUCGACUUAUUCUUUCUUUUUUAAAGAAAAUAUAUUUAGUAAUGAACAAGUGUAAAGAAUGUAAGUUAUCACAAGUUUGAUUAUUUUCUAUUUAGAAAACAUUUAUUACCAUUAUACCUAGUUUCAUUGUAUCGACAUCUACCAAUAAACCUGUUGUUUUAUCAAUUGUAACUCAUUAUGUUAAACAUCACCUGUGAUGAAGUGGUGCUUUCGCAUUCAAGUUUCUUUUAGUGUAAAUUUUACACAUUAAGGACAUUGUAAAUAUAAUAUUUUGUUGUCACUUUAUACCUUUGUUAGCUUUUGUAAUUGUCAACUCAUUAUCUAAUUGUAAAAUUUCGGUAUAUUUAUGAGUUAUAUUUUAAUUAAAUGAUGAUAUUUCA
Molecule: messenger RNA, 3751 nt
Organism: Macrosteles quadrilineatus (aster leafhopper)
Lineage: Eukaryota; Metazoa; Arthropoda; Insecta; Hemiptera; Cicadellidae
Product: facilitated trehalose transporter Tret1-like
Exons: 9
Coding region: 225-1709 (494 amino acids)
Biological process (GO): transmembrane transport
Cellular component (GO): membrane
Molecular function (GO): transmembrane transporter activity
Source: RefSeq, a predicted model, not a curated record